Capsicum annuum is the source of this 504-nucleotide messenger RNA. RefSeq lists its product as uncharacterized. The transcript has a single exon. Lineage: Eukaryota; Viridiplantae; Streptophyta; Magnoliopsida; Solanales; Solanaceae. The record is from RefSeq and is a predicted model, not a curated record. Bases 1 to 504 code for a protein of 167 amino acids. Gene Ontology annotation, molecular function: nucleic acid binding; zinc ion binding.
AUGAAAAAUCAUGAAGCCCGUCCCACUGGAGCUGCUCUACUAUCGGAAACAAAUAGGGUACAAGCACAUAGCCAGCCUGAAAGACAACAAGAUCAGGGUCAUAAUAAUAUGUGUAGACGUGGUAGUGGCAGGGGGCAAUAUAAUAAUCGUCGUGGAGGAGGUAACCAAAAAAGAGAGAAUCAAAUGGGUCCCCAAAACAAUCCUUCAAGAGGUAAUUGUCAUCGUUGUGGCAUGAAAGGCCACUGGAAGAAUGAAUGUCGGGCGCCUAAGCAUUUUGCUAGGCUUUAUCAAGAAUCUUGCAAAAGAAAGAGAAAUGAAGGUGGGACCUCUUAUAAUGCCCGAAUGGAGUCACAUUUGACUUUCAAAAAUGAUGAUGAGGCAGAACUUUCACAAAAAUAUGAUGACAAUGUUGAGUCAAACUUGGUCUUGAAAGAUGAUGAUUUUGAUUGCCUUGAUGAUAUAACUCAUUUGGAAACUGAGGACUUCUUUGGAGACCAAAACUAA